CGGCACAGCGUGGCAUUACCCAAGUAAACAUCAGAAACGGUUCUGUUCCCGGGGCCAUACGCUCUCGCCCAGGGGCCCAUCACUGAGUGACUGACGCACAUGAAGACGGCUAUAAAACAUGCCGUCUCCAGCGUCUUGCACUACUCUACACCGGCGCCUCCGCUGAUAUCGUCUCCACUCACCGUCUCACAUCGCUCCACUCUUAACAUGGCGUUCAGAUCUCAGCGUUUCUCUGGCAGGACUCUCUCCGCGGCCAGCGGCCGUUCGCUGGGUCCCGUCGGCUUCUCCAGCUUCGGUAGUCAGUCAGUGAUGGGUGGAGGUCUGCAGAGCGGUGCUGGCUUGGGCUUCAGAUCUGGAGCCGGUUUGGGCUUUGGGUCCGGUGCUGGAUUGGGCUUCGGAUCAGGUUUUGGGUCUGGUUACGCAGGAGGUGGAGGCUCUGUCGGGGCGAGUUUCAGGGCGGGCGGAGGUUUUCUUGCAGAAGCUGUGUCCAAUGUCGUCAAUGAGAAACAGCAGAUGCAGGUUCUAAACGACCGUCUCGCGACCUACCUGGAGAAGGUGAAGCGCCUGGAGACCACGAACCACGAGCUCAACGAGAAACUCCGCUCGUUCACCGUCAACAGAGUCCAGAGCAGCUUCAACCUGGAGCCCUACGAGAUCCAGAUCAAGCCGCUGCGCGAGAAGCUUCUGCUUCUCAUGCAGGACCACACUCGCAUCGCUUUAGCCGUAGACAACGCCAAACUGGCCGCUGAUGAUUUCAGAAUGAAGUUCGAGACGGAGCUGGCCAUGCGUCAGUCUGUGGAGGGCGACAUCGCCGGUCUGAGGACCCUGAAAGAGUACGACUCCACCAACACCGUCUUACUGCAGGAGGUCACGGGCCUGGAGAAGGAGUGCACCGCCCUCAAAGAGGCGCACCAGCAGGACAUGAUAGCCCUGCGCGGGGAGAUGAUGGGCACCGUGACGGUGGAUGUGAAGGAGAUCGAGAGCACGGAUCUGUCUCGAGUGCUGGCCGAGAUCCGCUCCGAGUACGAGAUGGCCAUCGAGAAGAACCGCCGGGAGGCCGAGAACUGGUACACCAAACAGGUGGAGAAGAAGCAGGCGGAGGUGGAGCUGAUCACAGAGACCACCGUCAGCGGCAGCUCCGAAAUCACCGACAACCGCAAACUGAGCCUGAGUCUGCAUACGCAGCUGGACGCCGCACUGAUGGAGAAGGGGAAUCUGGAGCAGCGUCUGGUGGAGGCGCAGGCUCGGUAUCAGGCUCAGGUCUUCUCUCUGGCUCAGCUGGCCGGCAGUCUGGAGGGCGAGCUCACCUCGGUGCGCGAGAGCGCGCUGCAGCAGAGCCGCGACUAUCAGCUGCUGCUCAGCACCAAGGUCCAGCUGGAGCGCGAGAUCAGCACGUAUAAAGCUCUGCUGGAGGGCGCCGGAGAGCUCCACAACAUCGCCACGCUCAAGACGCCGGCGAUGAAGGUGGAGGUCGAGAAGAGCGCUUUGCUUUCAUCAGCUACUGCCGGUGCAGGAGGCGGAGUCGAAGUCGUCGCCCCCUCUGAAGCGCAGUCUGGUGGUCCCGGCGCGAGCGAGACGGCGGUGGGCGGAGCAUCAGCGUAUGCUCUGAUGUCAUUGGAGGGGGUAGCAGCGGAUGCAGUGACGUCAUCAGGCAGUCCAGCCGCUGAGAUAUAAUGUCUGCUGGAGGGAUGAGCGGGUCUUCAUGGUGGUGCUGAUAUCAUCAAAGCUCAACCAAUCAAACGCUGAUGUUACUCUACAGUGUGUCAUGCUGCAUAACUGUGACCAGCAUCAAUAAACUCAAAUCCUCGAACCGCUCUGUGUU
This is a messenger RNA of Onychostoma macrolepis, 1822 nucleotides long. RefSeq names its product keratin, type I cytoskeletal 47 kDa. The record is from RefSeq and is a predicted model, not a curated record. Gene Ontology annotation, molecular function: structural molecule activity. Lineage: Eukaryota; Metazoa; Chordata; Actinopteri; Cypriniformes; Cyprinidae.